Momordica charantia (bitter melon) is the source of this 2042-nucleotide messenger RNA. RefSeq names its product Core-2/I-branching beta-1,6-N-acetylglucosaminyltransferase family protein. Gene Ontology annotation, molecular function: glycosyltransferase activity. Gene Ontology annotation, cellular component: membrane. NCBI's taxonomy places the organism in Eukaryota, Viridiplantae, Streptophyta, Magnoliopsida, Cucurbitales, Cucurbitaceae. The record is from RefSeq and is a predicted model, not a curated record.
UUUCUGGGUCCAAAAUCUCACUUUCCAUUUAUGAUUUUCAAUGUUCAUUUGGUUUCUUCCCCAAUCACUGUGAGCCCACCAACCCCACCCAUCCGAAUUCCACUUUAAUUCUCUCUCUCUUUCGAUAGCGAUGCGAAUUUGAGUUUCCCAUCUCUUUCAAAUGCGAUUCCUCCUCUUCCCUCCCUUUCCGUCUGUUCAUCGUUUUGAGAUCGCUGUCUCUUCGAUCCUUUGCCGGAGAUUGAAACCCAUUUUUUCUCGAGGUUUUUCCGAUUGAGUCACGCUGUUUGUUAUUUUGGGGACGUCGGCAAAAUUCUCCUCUCUGAUCAUAACGAUUUAACAUUACGAUUCUUCCAUCGUUUCUUCAACUUGGGUUUCCUUCGAAUGCCUGAACUGUGGCAGAUUUUUGCACAGUUCGUUCACCAGUGAUCAAUCCAAGAAACUGGGUGUUGGGCGGUGAUUUUGUGGGUAUUUAACUCGUGCCCUCUGUGUUUGUUGUGCAGUUGAGUAGGAAUUGAGAGGAUCAAAACUGGGAAAACUGAAAAAAUCUGUGCUUGUUUUCUUUAUUUUGGAGCCUCAGCAGCAAUGGCUCGGAAUAGGGUAGAGAAGGAGGAAGGAGAGAAGCACCUUGGUUUGCUGAAACUGAUGCAGACUCUGUCGUUUUUGGUUGUUUUUGUGGCUGGGGUUGUCAUUGGAUUAGCAACAACUUCCCACAUUAGCAGAUACUUCACCUCACAGUCUGAGCUCUACUCUCUUAUCAAUCAUUUUUCGGUUCCCAACAGUCUGGCGGAGGAAAAUUGCUCUGGUUCAGACAUGUGCGAGAAAAGGGAUUGUUCAAGCUUCCAAACGUUCAUCCAUCCAGAAAAUCUGACUCAUGCCAUGUCUGACGAUGAGCUCUUCUGGAGAGCUUCAAUGGAGUCAAAGAGAGAGAAUUAUUAUCCCUUCAAACGGGUGCCAAAAGUGGCCUUCAUGUUCUUGACCAGAGGCCCACUGCCCCUGCUGCCAUUAUGGGAGAGGUUUUUUGCUGGCCAUGGGAAGCUGUUUUCUAUUUAUGUUCAUGCCCUUCCAGGUUAUGAGCUGAAUGUGUCCAGCAGCUCUGUUUUCUACAGACGGCAAAUCCCCAGCCAGCAUGUUUCUUGGGGCACGGUAUCGCUUGCUGAUGCUGAGAGGCGCCUUCUAGCAAAUGCUCUGCUCGACUUUUCAAAUGAGCGUUUUGUUUUGCUUUCCGAGAGCUGUAUCCCAGUGUACAACUUUCAAACAGUCUACAAGUAUCUAAUAAAUUCUGCCCACAGUUUUGUAGAAUCAUAUGAUGAACCCACCCGAUACGGGCGCGGUCGCUAUAGUCGCAAAAUGCUUCCAGAUAUUAAGCUCCAGCAUUGGCGAAAAGGGUCCCAGUGGUUUGAAAUCAGCCGUGCUCUGGCUGUUUAUAUUGUUGCAGACACCAAAUACUACACUCUGUUUAAGAAGUUCUGUAAGCCUGCUUGCUACCCAGAUGAGCAUUAUAUCCCUACUUACUUGAACAUGUUUCACGGUUCUCUUAAUUCAAAUCGAACGGUGACCUGGGUCGAUUGGUCGCUGGGAGGCCCGCAUCCUGCAAUGUAUGGACCAGCUAACAUCACUGAAAGUUUUUUACAGUCUAUAAGAAAGAAUGGGACACAGUGCCUAUACAAUUCAGAAUUGACUUCAGUUUGUUACCUCUUUGCUCGGAAGUUUUCUCCAUCUGCCCUGGGGCCCUUACUUAACCUGACCUCAUCAGUAUUGAAAAUUUGAACAUUCUAGUUAAAAGUAGACACAUCUAUUUUUCUUCUUUAUUUCCUUUAUUUAUUUUUUUUUGGGAGGGGGAUGGAUUAACCAAGUUCCUAGGCUUUGGUUGGCACAUUUUGUUCUAGUUGCCCAACUACAUUGGUGGAAGAAUGAUUCAGUUUUGGUUCAAUUGUAUAGAAUUUUGUUGAGAGAUUUGAGUUCCUUGAGAGGAACGUUUGCAGCAACUGAAUCCUUCGAAGAAGGAAAGAAUCUAGUGUAGUAAUAUUAUUUUAUUUGUUGCC